AAAAACGGAGGGAGUUAUUGAAGCCACACAGCAAGCCCACAACAAGCCCAAGACUGUCAUUGGAGAAGUCCAUAGAAAUCCAUGUAACUAGGGUUCUACCAUCUAGUAUAAAUAAUAGUUUAAGACUUUGUAAAAACUUAUCUUGGCUGCCAUAAGAGCAGCUCUCUUCCACUUAAUGAAAUAUCAGUUCAUCUACUUGUGUUCUUGGUGACAAUCUAGAGUUCAUCUUCUCUUUACUUUCUUCUUUUUUAUAAAUAAAGCUCUAUGAGCUAUUAGUCUUCAAUAAGCUUCUUAGAGCACAAAUCUAUCUUUAUAUUCAAAUGUCUUCAUGGUAUCAGAGCUUCAGUCGGUUCAUGGGUUAUUCUAUCCUCUUCUAGCUUCCGUGCACUCUUUCUAAGCCAUCUCAAGCUUCCAACAAGCUCUCUCAGAAAAACAAGGAGUUAAUGGGUGUUCUUUCAUCACGUUCAGCUUCCUCAACCUUAAGUCAGCUUCAUUGUUUCGUGGGUAUGGUCUCUGAAGUCGAAAUCCAAAAAAAGGAGGAGACUUUCUACGAUUUGGUUGCACUUAUGAAAAUUCAAGAAGAACGAGUCAGCAAGGUUGUGGUAAUGUUGGAAGCCAUGGACGCUCGUUUCUGAAGACGUGAAGGCAGUAGAGUCACAAGUUCCUCAAGUUUUUCAGAGACAUGUGAGAGCAAGGAUUUAAUGACAGUGCUAAAGCUUCUCAUCUUAUCAUCCACGGUAACUUCUUAUUCCUUCUAGGACAGAACAUGAAGCAAUGCUUGAUAGUUUGAGAAGGAAAGUUGCUGGUUUAGAUAUAGGUCUGUAAUUGUGAAGGUAGGAUGAAGCGUACAUUCAUUGGGUUUGAUAGUGAGGAAAUUGGGUUUGAUCGUGAUGAGAAUAGGGCUAUAAGUUACUGAUUUUAUUGGAUGCACAGAAGGUGCUCGAUAAAAGGCCAAAGAGAAAGUCAGAAAGUCUGAUGCAGAUUGUAGAUGGUUAUUGAAUGGAAGAAAGAUAGUGGGUAUGGAUACAAGUUGUUGUGGGAAGGUCCCUUUUUGUUAUAAGACAAAAAAAAAAAAUGUUAGAGUUAAACGGGUCACAAGAGAAUCCGGACUCUUUGUGAGAAAGAAAGGUCACAAUGUACCUCUGAGUGAGAUCGACUAAGCUCUCCAAGUUCAAGAGAAACCUCUGAGUGAAGCCAUGCGAUACUCUCCAAGUAUAGACCAACAAUCUCUUUUAUGUGGUGAAUUGAAGACUACACCUAGCCAUGUGAUCAUGCUUCCACUACUUAUUCCACCAAGCCAUCUGCAUUUGCGGUUCAAACUUGUCAUCUUGCAUUCACCCGACGCCAAGUUUGCGGGGGAGUAUUGAAGCCACACAGCAAGCCCACAACAAGCCCAAGACUGUCAUUGGAGAAGUCCAUAGAAAUCCAUGUAACUAGGGUUCUACCAUCUAGUAUAAAUAAUAGUUUAAGACUUUGUAAAAACUUAUCUUGGCUGCCAUAAGAGCAGCUCUCUUCCACUUAAUGAAAUAUCAGUUCAUUUACUUGUGUUCUUGGUGACAAUCUAGAGUUCAUCUUCUCUUUACUUUCUUCUUUCUUAUAAAUAAAGCUCUAUGAGCUAUUAGUCUUCAAUAAGCUUCUUAGAGCACAAAUCUAUCUUUAUAUUCAAAUGUCUUCAGGAGAGAGUCACCAUCAAGACCAAUGGGGCAUGAUAGAAAGUUCACUUGGGUGAUUAAAAAUUUCUCAUCUUUGGAGUCUGAGAAAAUAUAUUCUGAUCAAUUCGUCAGCGGUGGCUGCAAAUGGCGUCUCAUGGCCUUUCCCAAGGGAAAUCGUGGAUGAUACAUUGUCCAACCUCUGACUCUGACAAAGACAAAGCUGGAUGAUGGUUGUGAUUGGGUGGAUGCCAAUGGGUUUCAAGUUCUUUCUUCACAGGUGAAACUCGUGAACCGUAUCUUUGAAAAACAUCCCGACAUUGCAUUACAAUUCCGUGCAAAGAACCAACAUCUGAGGACAGCAUGCAUGACUGUCCUACUCUCCCUGAUCGAAACACUCUGCCAGUCACCUCAGGAGCUUUCCAGCGAAGAUCUGGUGGAAGCACAGAAUGCACUAGCGCACGUGAAAGAUGCGGGAUUUAAGGUGGAUUGGUUGGAGGAGAAGCUCGAGAAAGUGAAGGGAAAGAAGGAGGAGGAGCAGACUGGUGAGGCUCGGAUGCAAGAGUUAGAGGAAGAACUGAAGGACCUUAAGCAAAAGUGCUCAGAGAUAGAAGCUUCGUUGGAGAAAGAGAAGGCAAAGGUGUCUGCCGCCAAUCAUCUAACACUGGAUGAGUUUAUCUAACUUGGGUCUCCUGCUUACUGUGUUCUGGUGUGUUCGUUUCAGUCUCUAGGGUGUUUUAAUUGUAAUGAACGGAGUGUCAAUGGAAAACGAUGUCUUUUUUCUAUGCCUAUAUGAACGGAUAAUUGCCUCUAAAUAGUUACUUAAAGCUUUUCAGUUUU
Molecule: messenger RNA, 2489 nt
Organism: Brassica rapa (field mustard)
Lineage: Eukaryota; Viridiplantae; Streptophyta; Magnoliopsida; Brassicales; Brassicaceae
Product: MATH domain and coiled-coil domain-containing protein At3g58220-like
Molecular function (GO): protein binding
Source: RefSeq, a predicted model, not a curated record